GAGGCCUACAACAUCGAGCCUGCGCUUCUCUUGGCCAUCGCAUCGACUGGGAAUGUCAUAGACUUUACCGCUGGCACUUUCACUCUCGACGUUCUCAAAAAGCAUAAUGUCAUCGAACAUGAUGCAUCCAUUUCCCGCUCCGACUUCCUGCUCGGAGACAACCUUCACUUCAACGAAACUAUAUACACAGCACUCGCGCAGUCCAACCCCAGCGUCUCUUAUUACAACACGACCUCCGCGGGGCAAGUUAUAAAACAGCGAAUUGCCGACGAUAGGCUUGCCAACCCGAAAAUCUUCUUAACACCCGUCAACUGCGAAAUUCAUGCUAUAGAGUCGGCCCUGUAUCUGAGUGUCAUGGGAGAUCCGUCGACAGGUGUCGCACCUAAGCGGCUUGUAGAUAUAUUUUUUAGGGAGGAACGUAUGCCUUUUGGGGGAGGGUGGAAUAUACCAAGUAUGCUUAUCAAUGAGGCGUCGCUGUUGGAGCUUGGGAGUGAUAUCGUUCAAGCUAGUGGUGAUGACUGUAUACAAGACAUCUAA
Guyanagaster necrorhizus is the source of this 537-nucleotide messenger RNA. RefSeq lists its product as uncharacterized. The transcript is spliced from 3 exons. Gene Ontology annotation, molecular function: peroxidase activity. The record is from RefSeq and is a predicted model, not a curated record. NCBI's taxonomy places the organism in Eukaryota, Fungi, Basidiomycota, Agaricomycetes, Agaricales, Physalacriaceae. The annotation marks the transcript as partial.